CGCACCAGCAGGAUGGGUCGGCUUAGUUUGGUCCUGACCAUCAGCUUCCUUACAGUGGUCUUGGGCAGGAAUCAAGAGGAGAAGCUACUCAAUGACCUGAUGACAAAUUAUAACCGCAACUUUCGCCCAGCUGUGGACAAGGGGGAUGUUGUCGACGUUUCAGUCAAGCUAACCCUCACCAACCUCAUCUCGCUGAACGAGAGAGACGAAGCCCUCACGACCAACGUCUGGGUGGAGCUGAAAUGGUAUGAUUACCGACUGCGGUGGGACCCGGCCGAGUAUGACAUCAGGUGCUUACGGAUUCCCUCCACCAUGGUGUGGCUGCCAGACAUCGUUCUGGAGAACAACAUCGAUGGGGUUUUUGACGUCGCUUUGUACGCCAACGUUUUAGUUUCUCCGAGUGGCAACGUCAGCUGGCUUCCCCCGGCCAUCUACCGCAGCGUGUGCCCCAUCAUCGUCACCUACUUUCCGUUUGACUGGCAAAAUUGCUCCAUGGUGUUCCAGUCGAAGACCUACAACGCCCAUGAGAUCAACCUCCUUUUGACGGUGGAAGAGGGACAGACCAUUGAAUGGAUUUUUAUUGACCCGGAAGCUUUCACGGAAAAUGGGGAAUGGACAAUCAAGCAUUUGCCCGCCAAGAAGUUAGUGAACGCAGAACGCUUCACACCAGAUGAUAUUGAGUACCAGCAGAUCAUCUUCUUCCUCAUCAUCCAGAGGAAGCCCCUCUUCUACAUCAUCAACAUCAUCAUCCCGUGUGUGCUCAUUUCGUCUGUCGCUGUGCUGGUGUACUUUCUGCCUGCCAAAGCUGGAGGCCAGAAGUGUACCGUUUCCAUUAAUGUCCUCUUAGCCCAGACGGUCUUCCUCUUUCUGAUCGCUAAAAAAGUUCCAGAAACAUCGCAGGCUGUUCCACUGAUUGGAAAAUACUUAACCUUUCUGCUGGUGGUCACCAUCACUAUAGUUGUGAAUGCUGUUAUCGUACUCAAUGUUUCUCUGAGAACACCCAACACCCACUCUAUGUCCAGACGGGUCCGGCAGGUGUUCCUCCGCUUGGUGCCAGGUUACUUGGGCAUGCACAUGCCACGUGACCCUGUGCCCACUGGCAACCGGCUUCGUCGUCAGAGCUCCCUAGGGCUGAUGGCCAAGGCGGACGAGUACAUGCUGUGGAAGGCCCGGAGUGAGCUGCUCUUUGAGAGGCAGAAAGAGCGCGACGGGCUGAUGAAGCUCCUCCUGGCGAAGAUCGGAGAAGGUUUGGAGAAGGGAUGCCCCCAGGACUUCUGCAACAGCCUGCGCCACGCUGCGCCCGAGAUCCAGUCCUGUAUUGAGGCUUGCAACCACAUCACGAGGACUUUGCAAGAGAAGAAGGACUUUGACAGUGAGAACGAGGAGUGGAUCCUGGUGGGAAGAGUGGUUGACCGUGUCUGUUUCCUCGCCAUGUUCUCCAUCUUUGUUUUCGGGACCAUCGGCGUCUUCCUGAUGGCACAUUUCAACAAGGCGCCAGCACUGCCCUUUCCUGGAGAUCCCAAGAGAUACCUGCCCUAGGAAUGCAGGAAUGCUUCGGCUUGAGCAUCUUUUGCUAGCCUUGUGUUGGUGUCAAUCCCCAAAUUAUGUUGCGGAUCUUGGUGGACUCCAGUGAUACAGAGGGACGUCUGUACCACAAAGCCUUCCUCUUUAAGUCGAUGUUUUCUUACAGAGCCUUGGAUCUUUUAUUUGAAGAGUCUCGUUGCCUGCCAGUAUCACCUCUGGUCCAUUAAGAAUGAGCCCAAGUUUAGGGCUUAAACGAGAUGUUGAAAAGAAAUGCAUUUCCUCCUCUUAACCCAUUUUUCCCUCCUACAAGGGGAUUUCCCCUGAGUUAUGUGCCUUGCUUUGACUGUCAGACUUGCAAAUGAAGCCCAUAUUUGUCUUCCAGGAACCAAUCACAAACAAAGCACACUAAAUGCUAGAUAACAGAGGUGAGGAAAACCAAGCAGUGCGUUAUAACCUAGAUACAGUAUAACAUAGAAGUGA
Molecule: messenger RNA, 2004 nt
Organism: Pogona vitticeps (central bearded dragon)
Lineage: Eukaryota; Metazoa; Chordata; Lepidosauria; Squamata; Agamidae
Gene: CHRNG
Product: cholinergic receptor nicotinic gamma subunit
Biological process (GO): monoatomic ion transmembrane transport
Cellular component (GO): postsynaptic membrane
Molecular function (GO): transmembrane signaling receptor activity; acetylcholine-gated monoatomic cation-selective channel activity
Source: RefSeq, a predicted model, not a curated record